AGAAAGGAACUAGCUGAAAAAAAGAGAAAUAAAGAAGAGGAAUUCGAAGAGGUUGAAGAAGGAAAGGAAUUUGAAGUGCAGAUUUUAGAGGAGAAUAUUCCAAUACAGGAGAAGGAAGAAAAAAAAGUACGAAUUAUUAAAGAAUUACUGAAGACGACUUAUUAUUACAAGUUCGGUGCUUCUAGUAUCCUUACUAAUGCUACUAAGGAAACUCGCAAAAUUACAAGUUUUUAUGGGACCAUAAA
This is a messenger RNA of Scutellospora calospora, 245 nucleotides long. The record is from the annotation of a GenBank genome assembly. NCBI's taxonomy places the organism in Eukaryota, Fungi, Glomeromycota, Glomeromycetes, Diversisporales, Gigasporaceae.